AUGGCAGUAACAAUGGAGACCCAAAUUUCGCAUCAUGAUGAUCUCAACUUGAUGGGAUUACAAGAACUGGACUCGCAUCUUUCAAUAUUCGAGACCUCGAAUCCUGGCAGAGACUCCUCUACCCCAGGCGCCAUAUCGAGCGGAUAUGGUGACAGUGUCGACAUGCUUGAUCAACAAUCGCAUACUAUUAUUGUUGAAUCUCCCAGCGAGAACUUUUCUCCCAAAUCUCAUUCCGGUGCAGGUUCUCUUACUAAGUUUGGGGACCAAAAGUUUCAGAAUAUCAUCCGCACUGAGCGGCAUCUCAAGUCUACGUCGGAUGGCAAUAUACUUCUCAGGCCUGAAAGUGCUCGCGAUUCUAUGGCAUCAUCCAUGACUACCGACCUUGACGACGGUUCAUCAGCCCUUUCAUCAAUAUCGAGUAAAGCCACAUCCCCAACCGGCUUCGAUGUCAACUCGAAGCACACUUCGAAGUCGGGUUCUCAUGCAGGAAAGCGACGGCAAAUAUAUGAUGUCCGACCGAAGGUUUCCAUACCUACUGACAUUGCCCCGAGCGAGUAUGCCAGACAAUGCAUCGCGGCUGCAGAAUCGUCUCGUCUCAACCCUUACAGCUUACAUACCGAGGAACAUGCUAUGCUGCGCAAACAUAUCACUCAUCAGCAAGUGACUACGUACCUCAACAUCCGAAAUGGCAUCCUCAGAUUAUGGACCAGAAAUCCUAUGAUUGGUGUAAUGCGCGAUGAAGCCAUCGGAUGUGCCAAGGAUUCUCGUUGGUUUGAUGCUGCUAAUGUCUGCUAUGAAUGGCUUGUGCGACGUGGCUAUAUUAACUACGGCUGUCUCGAGCAUCUUGGGGUUGGCAGAGAUGUCAAGAAAUCCCAACGUGGCCCUAAGCGGAAGCGUAAGACUGUAGCCGUUAUUGGCGCUGGCAUGUCUGGUCUUGGUUGUGCGAGGCAAUUGGAAGGCUUAUUCUCACAAUUCGAAGAACGUUUCCGAGCAAUGGGCGAAGAUCCUCCACGAGUCGUCGUUCUAGAGGGUAGAGACCGAAUUGGCGGCAGAGUAUACUCUAGGGCCAUGAAGUCAAAACCAAAGCAUGCGACUCUUGGCUAUGGAAGUCGAUAUACAGCUGAGAUGGGUGGCAUGAUCAUUACUGGCUUUGACCGAGGUAAUCCUCUCAAUAUCAUUGUCAGAGGUCAACUAGCAUUGUCAUACCAUGCUUUAAGACCGGACACCACGAUCUACGAUGCAAGCGGAAAGCCUGUAGAUAUCAAUCGAGAUCAAUACGCAGAGAAGCUGUUCAAUUAUAUUCUCGAUCGAGUCAGCGAGUAUAAAUUCAAGCUUCCAACCCCUCCUGCGGUCGACGGCGAUAAAGACCUCCUUGACGCAGGACGCGAUGUCAGCUCAGAAGGCUCAAAGACAAUCAGCGAAAUUGAAGAUGCUUCUACGAAUGGCACAAGCACCUCGAACAGUGGAAACUCCCCUACAGCUGACGUACAGAUGAUUCCGGUCUCGUCGGAUAGAUUGACGGGACGAGCACAUCUUGAGCCUGGCAUACCCGCUGUCCAUACUGCUGCCUAUAAAGCUCGGGAAAUAGGUUGGGAAUUACGUCCAGGCAUCGGUAUCGAAUAUGAUCUGGAUCUCGAAUCUGCUGUUAGCUCGAGGUAUGCUACCUUAGGCACAGUCUUCGAUGAGGCCAUUCGUCAGUACAUGCGCAUCGUUGAUUUCACUCCUCUCGAUCUGCGGUUAAUCAAUUGGCAUGUUGCGAAUCUGGAGUACAGCAAUGCAGUCACUUGCAAUAAGCUCAGCCUUGGUGGGUGGGAUCUUGAUGCUGGCAAUGAAUGGGAAGGCAAACACACUAUGGUCACCGGAGGGUAUCAACAGGUACCAAGAGGUCUUUUGAAUUGCCCAGAGCCAUUAAAUGUGCGGAGGCAGAACAAGGUGAAAAGAAUCAUAUAUGAUGCCGAGAACAAGGGUGCGGCGUCGAAGAUCGAGUGCGAAGACGGGCAGCUUAUUGAAGCAGACUAUAUCGUCUCGACGAUACCACUUGGUGUCCUGAAGCGACGAAGCAUCGAAUUUGAGCCAGCUUUGCCUGAAUGGAAGGAAGGACCAAUCCAACGAAUCGGCUAUGGAGUCCUCAACAAAGUGGUUCUGGUCUACAGAGAAGCAUUCUGGGACCAAAAACGCGAUAUAUUUGGUGCUCUUCGCAAUCCCAUGAAUCGAUUCAGCUUGGAUCAAGCAGACUAUUUCUCGCAGCGUGGUCGCUUCUUCCAAUGGUUCAAUUGCAGCAAUACAACUGGCAUGCCCACUCUACUUGCUCUGAUGGCUGGUGAUGCUGCCUUUUCGGCAGAAAGUACUCCAAAUGAACAGCUCAUCUCUGAGGCUACAAAGGUUCUGCGCACUAUUUUCGGUGCUGGAGUACCAGUGCCUGUUGAAGCGGUUGUUACUCGGUGGAGCGAGGACGAAUUUUCGCGUGGUAGUUACUCCUACACUGGUCCAAACUUCCAACCAGAUGACUACGAGGUCAUGGCACGACCGAUUGGCAACCUCUUCUUCGCUGGCGAGCAUACCUGUGGCACACACCCAGCGACCGUUCACGGUGCUUAUAUAUCUGGUCUGAGAGCAGCUUCUGAAGUUCUCGAAACCAUGAUCGGUUCUAUUAAGGUGCCUGAGCUCCUAGUCCCACCAAAAGAUUCUUCCAUGAAGAGGAAAUCCGAGACCAUCCAAAGUCCCAAGGAUCCUAAGCAAGCACGCCUCGAGGCUUAUGAGUACGAGAUUUGGAAUGCUAUCUAUGCUAAGCUCGGUGAACGACCUUGGCGGCCUGCGAAUACUUAUGCGAAUCCAUACCGUAUGUACAGUAAGGACAAGUGGGAGGAGGCCAAGCGCAAGUGCGAGGAAGGCAGGAGACCAGGCAAAGGAAAGCCUAUUCCUAAUGAGGUUAAGAAGAUGGUCACAAAGAUGUGGAAGGAGGCGUCCGAAGACGUGAAGCAACCAUACAACGAAAGAGCAGAUGUCCAGAAGAAAGCAUAUGCUACUGCCAUGGUUGAGUACAACAACAAAGCCGCGCAGUGGGACAAGGAUGCUCUUGCAUUCAGAGCCGUGUACGAAAAGGAACACCCAAGUAUACCAGGGCCUGAAGAGACUAAUGGUAGCCCUUCGAGAAAGGACAGGCGAGCCAAGCGGGGUGUGAGUGGGUACGCUGAAGAUUCCGGGUCCGAAUUGGACAUCUGA
Messenger RNA from Mollisia scopiformis, 3222 nucleotides. RefSeq lists its product as uncharacterized. Lineage: Eukaryota; Fungi; Ascomycota; Leotiomycetes; Helotiales; Mollisiaceae. The record is from RefSeq and is a predicted model, not a curated record. Gene Ontology annotation, molecular function: oxidoreductase activity; protein binding. Bases 1 to 3222 code for a protein of 1073 amino acids. The transcript has 2 exons.